This is a messenger RNA of Knipowitschia caucasica, 228 nucleotides long. The record is from the annotation of a GenBank genome assembly. NCBI's taxonomy places the organism in Eukaryota, Metazoa, Chordata, Actinopteri, Gobiiformes, Gobiidae.
AUGAGCCAUUUCUGCAGGACCCCACAGGUGGUGUCUCUGGGUCUGGUGCUGGGGUCGGACUCUUACUUGCGAUGCCGGUGGAACGUGCUGGACGGCAUCCUGGUCUCCAUGUCAAUGAUCGAUAUGAUAGUGACCCUGGCUGACCCCUCACACAACAAUGCAGAGAAGAGCAUGCUGGGGAUCUUUAAGGUCCUUAGGCUGCUGAGGACCAUGCGCCCGCUGAGGUAA